GAAGAGGAGGAAGAAGAGGAAGAAGAAGAAGAAGCAGCUCGGUACACAACCCACCGACCCCACGAGAACUUCGGAGAAGUUGUUUUAAUCGGCCUGAACUGGGAGUAGAAAUAUUAAAAGAAUAACACUGACUUCUAAAAACAUCUCGAAACAAAACACUGCGGAUAAAUCCUCCACGAUAAGUGCGCGUCGCUGUCACCGUUGCGGCUCCAUGAGGACCGGUCACAGGGGCCGCCACCUGUCCGAGCUGGCCCCGAGUUGGCACGACGAGGACGAGGCUGUGGCCGCAGAAAACGCCCUCAGGGCGGCGAUAACCACCGCCGUGGACGCGCUCUGCGGCGCCUGCAGCCGCAGGGUGCGCGAGUGCCAGAGUACGGUGGCCGACAGGGACCGAGAGAUCGCGAGGCUGGAGGGCGAGCUGGAGAAAAGCGAGGUGAGGUGGUUGAGUCUGCAGUUGGGCUGCGGGCCCACUGAGGGGGAACCCCCCGCCCCGGGCACGUCCGAAGAGAGGGGGCCGCGCCACGGAGAGCACGGCAGCAGCUGGGAUGACGGAAGUGUAGGUGCGACGGCACCCACACACUUUUCCCCAGAGUGCCAUGACACAGACGAGGCACUUCCCCACCAACAUAACCCGACUGAGGAACCUUCCUGGGAGGCCGGAAGAGGAGCUGGAGACCAGCCCUUUGGAUGCCUCACCUCCCUGGUUAAAGAGGAAUCUUCUGACUUGGAGACGGACGUUAAAUGGGAAGAGUGUGAGAGGAGUUUGCUGGAUCAACAUGGAGCUGAAUAUCUGCAUGAGGAAACACCUGCAAAAGAAGGUGUCCUCUCCGCUCACAGCGACGCCGGCCACUCAGACAUGGAGGAGGAUUUCCUAAGCUCACCCCAAACCCUUCAGGAAACCCGGCGGGUCACCACGAGGCGAAGCAGACCCUCCGCUUCUCGAAGCCCCGUCUCCUCUCCGUCUGAUGGCGAGAGCUCCAGUUCCUUGAGACAACUGGGCAAUGACUGGCACCACCAUUUUCAAGUCUCUUGGAACAUGCUGCCAACUGCGUUAAGGAAGAAAUUAGACAACCAGGAGCGGCCAACGGCCAAGGAAAGGAGGGGAGUGAUUCGCAUCAUUGCAGCUGAAAUCCUCUUCGUUUGCCAAAACCCGUCAAAGAAGCACCUCGAGGAAGUUGCACGGAAGAUGGUCCUCGCGUAUCCAAAGUCGUUCAAGGACAUAAUGGAGGACGAAGUCGUUGGAAGUGGAUAUGAUUCUGUAACGAAACAACUUCAGUGCAGAGUUGAUAACUGCAAACGAAAGAAGACGCUGUGUCAGCAGAAAAGCACUUCGGGGGACGGCAGCAAUGGGGCGAAAAAUCCGAAGCGACAGAGGGCCUCCUACGGCUGCAUUCAGUGGGAAUCUGGGCCCGUGAAUGUGGAAGCCCAGAUGAAGAAGAAAAGACGCAUGCAAAUAAUGUUCCUGGAAAAUGAGGGCAAUGAAAAAAGAGUCGAGCAGUUGAUGUCGGACACUUUCGUAUCUCAGAGAAACGACAUACGGGCCGACAAGGACACGCGUGCCCUUAAGGAGGAGUGGCCCUACCUCUUCUCCCUGGUCGGCAUUAAGGCGCACUUCAGGCUUCUAACUGGUGUCGACGUCGACGAGAGAUUCGAGGAGGCCAUGGCCACAAAAUUUGCCAGAGUCCUCGACUAUUUUCGGUCGCGCAGAGCUGCAAGACGGAGGGCAGACAUCCCAGCUGCCGGUGGGCCCUGUGGGGCGGUGUUAAUGCUGCUCUCCCACUUCAAAGAGGAUUUUGAGAGGAUGUUCCACGUGUGGGACAGAACCUGCAUCGCCGAUGCGGUUCGGACAGAGCGCCUGCCACACACACCGUGCGUUGUUGCAUGCGGAGCGAGUCCGAUGUCUGCAGCAGCUUUCAUGCUGGCAGUGGACCGGGAGGUGAUCAUAGAAGACGUGGCGAGCUUCACCGACGCACUGGUCGGCAUGUUCGCCUGCUACUACGUCUUCAACCUGCGGUACCCAGCGGAGCUCGGGGCCACGAUGGAGUUUCUUCAAAGGUGCAUCUUCAAGAUCAAUCCAGACAAGGGCUCCAAAGUGGAGCGUCGGGAAAAGAAGAAGAGCAAUGUGGUGAACCCCAAAGUCCUGACCCUCAUCACCCGCAUUUCGGAGUUUGAGUGGAGCGCUUAAUGGGUGGGUAAUGUCCAGCAGCAGCUGCCCUGACUGAGAACCUGAGAUCCAGACAGAAGUCAAGAGCUCCAGGGAACUGGAUUCUGGCCCCCCCAAAGUUUCUGAAGGUUUCGAUAGUUUCAAGUCUCGCAAACACCAAAAGUAAGUUGGUACUGUACGUUUAGUUAGAAGUUCUGAUUUGUUUAGAUGUGCUAACACAGUAUACAAUAGAUUAUUAUCUGUUCAAAUGUUAACGUGCCACUUUUGAUACUGACCCAAUGUGUUUUGCAAUAAAAAUAACAAUGUGUUAGCAA
Messenger RNA from Cyclopterus lumpus (lumpfish), 2478 nucleotides. RefSeq lists its product as uncharacterized. The coding region runs from base 212 to 2185 and encodes 657 amino acids. The record is from RefSeq and is a predicted model, not a curated record. NCBI's taxonomy places the organism in Eukaryota, Metazoa, Chordata, Actinopteri, Perciformes, Cyclopteridae. The transcript has 6 exons.